AUGCCUUACCUCCCUACCACCCAGGCAUUCCUGGAACAGUCCGCUUUGCUCCUUGAAGCAUACCCGGAAUCGACCCGCAUCACAACAAAAUACAACUUCCCCACCGAGCGCCGCGCCCAGCAACACAAGCGCCAAAAGUCUCUCGCAAAGAAACAAUCAAACCCAACUUCCACACAAGCUCCAGCCGACUCAACACCUACCGCGCCCAUCGCAUCCCUCACCCUGAAAACCUACAACCCCGCCACAGGCGUGUGCCUGAAGUACCGCACGAACAAGCUGCAGGAGGUGAGCCGGUUGAUAACCGCGCUGGGCAAGUUGGCCGGGGGAGCCGAUGUGGCUAGCUUGGGGUUAUCGGGACCCGGGGCUGAUGUCGAGAUGGUCGAUGCGCCUGCUGUAGAGGAGGAGGUUGUGCAGAGUACUGCGAAAGCAGCUGGUGGAGCUGGAGCUGGGGCUGGAGGGAAAGGAAAGAAGAAGGGUGGGAAGGGCAAGCGAUAG
Penicillium verhagenii is the source of this 495-nucleotide messenger RNA. Its product is annotated as SRP9/SRP21 family protein. Gene Ontology annotation, biological process: SRP-dependent cotranslational protein targeting to membrane. Lineage: Eukaryota; Fungi; Ascomycota; Eurotiomycetes; Eurotiales; Aspergillaceae. The record is from RefSeq and is a predicted model, not a curated record. Bases 1 to 495 code for a protein of 164 amino acids. The transcript is spliced from 2 exons. Gene Ontology annotation, cellular component: signal recognition particle, endoplasmic reticulum targeting.